Pseudophryne corroboree (corroboree frog) is the source of this 5203-nucleotide messenger RNA. RefSeq names its product collagen type XXVIII alpha 1 chain (gene COL28A1). Gene Ontology annotation, molecular function: serine-type endopeptidase inhibitor activity. The transcript has 36 exons. NCBI's taxonomy places the organism in Eukaryota, Metazoa, Chordata, Amphibia, Anura, Myobatrachidae. The record is from RefSeq and is a predicted model, not a curated record. Bases 1 to 3762 code for a protein of 1253 amino acids.
AUGUUUCCCCGGGUUUGGUGGCUUUUGUUCUUGUUAGAUGUCCAGACUUAUGUGGCACAGAAUUUCUUUGAAGAGAAAAGAGUUGGAAGAUACAAGCCCAGAGCUUUAACAUCAGGUCCAGUGGACAAGGUUCCCAGCCUCAGUGAUCAAGAUGAAGACUGCCUUCUGGAGAUGGCUUUCCUCCUGGACAGCUCAGAAAGUGCUAAGGAAUAUAAUCACAACCAGGAGAAGAGGUUUGUGUUGCAGAUGGUGGACAAGCUGAAAGGCAUUGAACUGGACUCCAAGAGGGCGUUCAGCUGGAGAAUGGCCUUAUUACAGUACAGCAGUACGGUGCUCAUAGAACAGACAUUCAGAGACUGGAAAGGACCUGAGAACUUUAAAGCUCGCGUUACUCCCAUAGCAUACAUUGGUCAUGGUACAUUCACAUCCUAUGCCAUCACCAACUUAACCCAACUGUAUAUGAAUGAAGGGACACACAAGAGUGUGAAAGUGGCCAUACUUCUAACGGACGGGGUAGAUCAUCCGAGAAAUCCUGAUAUUUUUGCUGCUACUACUAAUGCAAAACAGCAUGACAUUAAGCUCUUCACUGUUGGAAUGACAUCUGUAUCCAAGGAAACGGCCAAUGCUGCUAAACUCCGCUUACUGGCGAGCGUGCCUGCUACCAGAUUUGUGUUCCAUUUACAGGAAACCACUGUGGUGGAUUCCAUUCUGAAGGAAGUGAAAGAGCUUGCAGAGGAAGGGUGCCGACAGUCACCUGUCUGUACCUGUGAGAAAGGUGAAAAGGGACCUUCAGGACCAGCUGGUAAAAAGGGUCGGCCAGGUGAUGAUGGUAUUCCUGGAUUGAAGGGUAGCAAGGGUGAAUCUGGACUUAACGGUAUUCCUGGACGAGAUGGACUAGAGGGGAAGCCUGGGUAUAAAGGAGAGCAGGGAGAGAGAGGCGAAUGUGGUAUUCCUGGUAUCAAGGGAGAUCGGGGCCCUGAAGGUCCAGCUGGUGCUAGAGGACUGAGAGGUGUGCAGGGUAUCCAAGGACCUCCAGGAGAUCAGGGCCCUGAAGGAUUUCAAGGACAAAAGGGUGAUAGAGGUAUCACCGGUCCACCUGGAUUUCAGGGAGAAACAGGAAUAGGACUGCCAGGCCCCAAGGGAGACAUUGGUCUACAAGGAAGACCAGGACCAAAUGGCCCACCAGGAGCUGGAGAGCCUGGAUCACCAGGUCCUCAGGGAGCUCAGGGGCUUCCAGGUGAGAGAGGACAACCAGGAGAAGGCCUACCAGGAUCAAAGGGAGACCGGGGAUUUGAAGGACCCAGGGGACCUCGGGGGCAAACAGGCGCUGGUAUUAAGGGUGACAAAGGAGACUUUGGACCUCCUGGUUUGCCGGGCCCACUUGGUUUACCUGGCAUUGGGACGCAAGGAGAAAAGGGAGUCCAGGGUCCUGUGGGGCCACCAGGAAUGAGGGGACCACCAGGAGAAGGGCUUAUGGGGCCUAAGGGAGAUCAAGGUUUGCCAGGAGAAUCUGGAGUACCUGGAGAAAGAGGGAUUGGUGAAACUGGCGCAAAGGGUGAACCAGGGUCUUCAGGAUUGGCUGGUUUACCUGGUUUACCAGGAGAAGAUGGCGCCCCAGGACAAAAGGGCGAGUCAGGACUUCCAGGUAUCAGGGGCCCUGAAGGUAGCCCAGGCAUUGGAAUACAAGGUGAAAAGGGUGAUCAAGGACAACGUGGCAUCCGUGGGUUAACAGGACCUCCUGGACCUGCUGGCCCAUCAGGACCAAAAGGUGAACCUGGAGCUACAGGCCGCCUUGGAAUGCCAGGUCCCCCCGGACGUGCUAUUGUUGGUCCUAAGGGAGAUCUCGGCCCACCUGGUCUACAGGGUCUAAUUGGAGAACCUGGAAUUGGCAUUGCUGGCCCGAAGGGUGAUAGGGGCAAUCCGGGACCACCCGGACCAUACGGACCUAAGGGAGAUGGAUUUGCAGGCCCAACUGGAAUGACUGGCCUUCCAGGACCUCAAGGUGAACCAGGACCAGAAGGCUUUGGAUUACCAGGACCAAAGGGUGACCAGGGUUUCAGAGGUCCUCUUGGUCUCCCUGGUCCCCCCGGUGAAGGGUUACAAGGAUUAAAAGGAAACGUGGGAAAAACAGGAUUGCCUGGCGCUCAGGGACCACCAGGUGAAGGCAUACAAGGAGCAAAGGGAGAACAAGGAACUCAAGGUGUGGCAGGACCCCGUGGUCCCCCAGGAGAAGGUCUGCUAGGUCCAAAGGGUGAUCGUGGAUCUGCUGGUGAAAGAGGAAGAAAGGGAGAUAUAGGUGAUAAUGGAGAACCCGGUGCAACUGGCGAAACGGGUAGAGCCGGAUUUAAAGGAGAAGCGGGAUUAACAAGAGAAGAUAUCAUUAAGAUGAUAAAAGAGAUUUGUGGUUGUGGUGUUAAAUGUAAAGAGAUACCCAUGGAACUUGUGCUGGUAAUAGACAGUUCUGAGAGUGUCGGACCAGAAAACUUUGAAAUAAUCAAAGACUUUGUGACAAAUCUUGUCGACCGAGUUACAGUAGGUCGAAAUGCCACCCGUAUAGGACUUGUUCUGUAUAGUUUAGAAGUACGUCUAGAGUUUGGCCUGAACAGGUUUACUACACAGCAAGAUGUAAAGCAAGCUAUCAGGAAGAUGCUGUACAUGGGAGAGGGAACCUACACCGGAACCGCCAUACGGAAAGCUACGCAGGAAGGAUUUUAUGGCGCGAGGAAUGGUGUCAGGAAAGUAGCUAUCGUCCUCACAGAUGGUCAGGCAGACAAGAGAGAAGCUGUGAAACUGGACAUAGCUGUCCGGGAGGCUCAAGCCGCCAAUAUAGAAAUGUACGCCAUUGGGAUUGUAAACGCUACAGAUCCAACACAACAGGAAUUCAUAAGGGAGCUAAAUCUGAUUGCUUCUGACCCUGAUGCAGAGCACAUGUACCUAAUUGAUGACUUCAACACGCUCACAGCUUUGGAGUCAAAAUUGGUUAAUCAAUUCUGUGAAGAUGAAAAUGGUGCUCUUAUCUAUAAUCGAGUCGGAAGCAAAAUCAAUCCAGUGUACAAUCAGAAAGGCUCUUCCAGUCCUACCAACACCAUCAACCGGGAGAAAGUUGAUGCCGAGGAAACCAUUAGAUUAGAAGAAAGACGUCGAUUAGAAGAAAGACGCAGAGUCGAAGAAGAAGAAGAAAGACGCAAAGUCGAAGAAGAAGAAAGACUUAGACUUGCACAAGAAGAAAGACGUAGGAUUGAACAAGAGGAAAGACAAAGGAUUGAACAAGAUGAAAGACGUAGACGUGAAGAAGAAAGGAAAAGAGUAACUCAGCCUGAGGAAACAUUUAUUGUUCCACGGGAGCCAAACAUUUCGGGAGGAAGAGUUGUGCCAAAAAAAGAUGAAGAAGAGGAAGAUUAUGGUGAUGAGGAUGAAGAAAUAGAACAACCACCUUCUAAUACUAAAGUAGGUUCAUCUUCAGUCGAAAUUUCAUCUUCUUCAUCCUCCUCUUCUACCAUCAUACUAUCUCCACCAAGUUCAGCAGAGAAAUUUGAUACAUUAAUACCAGAAACAGAAUAUAUCCAGGACGCACGCUGCAAGCUGCCAUUAGACCAAGGUCCAUGUCGGACAUAUACGAUAAAAUGGUAUUAUGACAAACAAGCCAAUUCCUGUGCCCAAUUUUGGUAUGGGGGCUGUACCGGAAAUGGUAAUCGUUUUGAUACUGAAGAUGCAUGCAAGAAGUCCUGUGUCAUUAACCUAGAAGACGAGAAUUUGAAAUAAUGUGACUUUUGCAGUCCUGAUAUAAGAGGUGCUACUCACUACACAGGAAACUGAAGGAUUCAAUUACAUGGACACAUCUUAAACAUUUCCUUGAAUUUGAUAAUUCGCCAUCCGCGCUGUUUAUGAUGUUGUAACUGCGAUGUGACACGUUUUUAGCUAAAAAAAAAUAAAAUAGAGCAGAAAUCUUUAUCCGAAAGUCAUAUUGACGUCAACAUCUCAGGGGUUCCUGUUAACAAAGAGGCUGUAUCAUUAUAUUUUAGCAAUCAACGGGCCUAAUUGUUUAGGUUUAUAGUGUGAAAAUAGUAGCUUGAAACUGAAUUAUGUCUCUGUUUAAAUUGUAUGUGUAUUUCUAUAAGGCUUGAAGGGGAGUUCAGGUCUACCUAUCAGAAGGACAGAUAACUUAUAACUCACAGGAAAGGUAUAUAUUUUCAAAGCAUCAUCAAUGUAGCAGUAUAAUGUAAUCAUGAACAGUUUCAUAUAGUGAUUCUAAAAUAAGUGUAUUGUAAUAGUAAAUAUUUUUCUAAAUGUAUAACUGAAUAGUUGUCUGAUAAAUAUAACUUAUAUUUAAAAUAUCAAAUCAAUCAUUCACUGCAGCACAGCCACUCCCAUGGUGUCAAAUACAUGUAUAUGUACCCUUUGAUGUCUGUAUUGUUUAUUAUUCUGCUUAGUGUAUAGAUCUUAUUAUUGUACGUGCUGCUGUUUUAAUCCAAUUAAAAUAUUAGUGUCAUGUUAAAACAGAAAAGAUUAAAUUAAAUCUAUCAUUAUACACUAUUAUCACGACUAAUUGGAUACGCCCCCUAUAUAUUUUAUAUAACUCUCAGUCAAUAAAUUACUCAAUUUUUAAUUUUUAGGAUACCUUUCCUUUUUCCCUCUAUAUAUUUCCAUUCAAUUUACAAUAAUAUUUCACUUGGUUCUAUAGUGAACAUCAUUUUGAGAUUAAAACCCAGGUCACUACAGCCAGAAGUUUGCUCAGGCCGUACCAUCAAACCACAAUUCUUUUAAGGUCCCAAAUAAGACAAAACAGUUCUUGGAAGCUAUCCCCACUUCUAAUAAUUUUUGGUUCACCAAUAAUCUGAAUUAUGUGAAAUGAAUCGGUGUGCGUUGAAGAGUUUUAGUGGAAAAAUUAAACUGUCUUGAUUGUAAAUCCCAGCUCUAUUUAUACCUUGCAUCAUCAAGUUUUCCAAUUAUGUUUACAUGUGUGUAUACAAGAACAUAGCUUGUUUGUCUUUAUAUUUUUAUGCAUGUUCCAUUGUCUGAUCUAGCAAUUCCUCCACAAACCAGGGUGGGUAGAAUUAGGCCAAAGUGCUGUGUAUUACCUAACAUUUAUCAAAUAUAAAAAUAUACAUUUAGUUAUCAUUUUUCACAAAUCCCUGUCCGUUUUUAAGUCCUGAUGACUUUUCUAUUACAUUCAUCCACUUGUUUUUUUAGUACAACAGGUUAA